Messenger RNA from Zea mays, 837 nucleotides. Its product is annotated as pectinesterase inhibitor domain containing protein. The coding region runs from base 9 to 593 and encodes 194 amino acids. Gene Ontology annotation, molecular function: enzyme inhibitor activity. The record is from RefSeq and is marked validated. The transcript has a single exon. NCBI's taxonomy places the organism in Eukaryota, Viridiplantae, Streptophyta, Magnoliopsida, Poales, Poaceae.
CACAGCAAAUGCCCACCAGAAAGCAAGCCAUGGGCAGGAGGAUCACCACCACCACGCUCCUCGCCGUGGCCGCUUCCGCGCUCUGCUUCUCAUCCUGCUGCGGCGUCGACGUCAACGGCGCGGCGGACACCGUGGCCGGCUCGUGCGACGCGAUCCGCGACUUCGUCGACGUGGCCUUCUGCGCGUCGCGGCUGGGGUCCGUGCCGGGCGCCGCCUCCGCGGACCUGCACGGCCACCUCCUGAUGGCGGCGGACCUGGCGGCCGCGAGCGGGGUCUCGGCGCGUGACGCCGCGGCGGGGAUGGCGCGGCGCGAGGGCGACGGCGGGCACCCGGCCGCGCGGGACGCGCUGGAGGCGUGCGGCAUCCUGUACGGCGCGGCGUCCGUGCCCGCGCUGCGCCUCAUGCGCGGCUACGCGGCGGCGCGCGCCUGGGGCGCCGCGCGCGCGCUGCUGCCGCUCACGGGCCAGGCCGGGAUCGGGUGCGACGCCGCGCUCACGGGCUCCGCGCCGGCCAAGGCCCGGAUGGCCGCCGCCAACCGCGAGUUCGACCAGCUCUCCACCAUGGCCACGGCGCUCCUCAAUAAGCUCGCCUAGAUCCGGCGCCGCGCUAUGGCACUCCUGCGCCCCUCCGUGGCAUACUGGCAUGCGUACUGCGGUGACGAUCAUGUGGAAACUGAUGUUUCUUGUGUCGGGUCAAUAGUGCAAUCAACCACUGAUUUCUUGUUUGUGUGUGUUUGGUUGCGUCGUAAGUAGCCUGUACAAUGUACAAUGCCGUUGGUUGGGCUCUCCGGCUCACAAUGGCAUGGUGUUGGGUUCUGUGUAAAGCCACGUUUGGUUC